UUUUUAAACGUUUGACCGCCGUCGGUCUGAGAACACGACCGUCAACGCGUCGCUCGUCCUCGCGUUAUAUAUACAUAAAUACGAUUUUUUUCCGCCGAAUUUCACCGCCGAUUAUACGCGCAGUAAGCUACUAUUUAUUAUUGUUACUAUUAUUACGACGAUAAAAUAUGUUCUGUAAGCGCGAGCAACGGCAAUAAUCGUUUCGAUCACGUGUUUUUUUUUCGCACGAGUUUACGAUUGGUUUUUUCCAUAGCUCAAAGCCGACGCAUAACAUAAUAUUAGCACGCCGAAUUGUUGCAUAGAUACCUAUAAUAUUAGUAUAUAAAUUACGCGCGCGUAUAUGUGCGUUGCAUAGCGCAAGAGAAAAUUCGUGUGUCGAUCAACCUAUCUUGCAGUUGAAGAACGAACCGCGACCUGCACGGUGCGCUUCAUAUUUCUAUUUUAAAAAUAUACGGGGAUGUUUUUCAUAAGAAUCAACUAGAUUCAACUUGCUUAAUACCAAUUUGCUACCAGAAAUUGAAGUUGAAGAUCGAAGAAUUUUUCCUACAUGCGUACACAUCAGAUACAAAAAAAUACACAUCAUUGCGCUGCGCUCAGAAUCUAUAAAAUGGGAAUGAUUGAAAGAACACGCGAUGACGUUACGACGAUGACCUUGUGCGAGUCUUCCGAGGAGAAGGCGUCUCCAACAAAGUUAACAGCUUACCGAAAGGCGAUCGACAAUUUGGACAACGACCGGAAAUGGCAAACCGAUACGGCUGUUGGAAAAAGAAUCGGUCUAUACAAGCUGAGCGGGGAGCUGGGCAAAGGCAAUUUUUCGCAAGUGAAAACUGGAUACCACGAGUUGACCAAAGAACGAGUGGCAAUCAAAAUAUUAGACAAGACAAAAUUGACGGCGAAAGCGAAGAAAAUGCUGUCCCGGGAGAUCUCCGUCAUGGAAUCGAUACAUCAUCAAAACGUUAUUCGACUGUUCGAAGUAAUCGAGACGUACACGAAAUAUUAUUUGAUAAUGGAGCAUGCGGCAGCCGGGGAAUUGUUCAAAAGGUUGAUAUCCGAGGGCAGAAUGCACGAGUCGGAAGCGAAAAACAUUUUCUCUCAAAUCGUGUUGGCCGUCAAACACUUGCACGACCGCAACAUCGUUCACAGAGACAUCAAAGCGGAGAACGUGUUCUUGAGCUCCAGAGGCGUCGCCAAAUUAGGAGACUUUGGCUUUAGCAUCACAGUCUCAAAUGACGAAAAAUUGGAGACGUUCUGCGGGUCCCCGCCGUACGCCGCUCCCGAACUGUUCCUGGACGAGCGUUACGUCGGCCGUCCCGUCGACGUGUGGUCGCUGGGCGUGCUGUUGUUCUUCAUGACCACCGCCACGAUGCCAUUCCUGGGCGACAAUAUGGCCGGGCUGAGGCGGUCAAUACUGGCGGGGCACGUGAACUCGCCCGCGUGUAUGUCCCAGCUGUUAAAGUCACUCAUAGAAUCCAUGCUCAACACGUCGCCCGAACACCGGUUCGACAUAGAUCAGGUGCUAAAGUCCGACUGGCUGCGGGAGGCAUCUGCGUAUCAGAUACGGUUCAACAAUAACUCGGUAUACGGUCAGUGGUGCGCUUACCCGACGGCGGCUGGAACUGAGAUCACCGACACUGAGUCGAACGCCAGACGGGCGCUAGAAGUACUUGGCAUAUCCGAAGCCAUGCUCGACGAACACAGUUCCCGAGGAUCUAGGAGUAACGUGGUGGCAACGUACCGGAUAGUGGUCAACAGGUUAUUGCAGCAGCGCAGGCUCAUGGGUCAGCAGCAUCACAUGCAACAUCAGAACUCGACCAUGCAGCACCCACAGACGGCUUCCGGCCGGAAACCCACUAAGACCAAGUCCCGGUUGUGUGCCAUAACGUGAACACCGGAACAGCGACCACUGCCGCUAUUAGCCCAACAAGCACACACACACACACACGAGACGCCCACAAUAACACUCCUAUAACUCAAUCGCCACCCCCCGGCCGAAAUAGAAUGCGGCCAUACGUUUAUAUAUACAUAUAUACUCGUACAUAAUAUCAAUUGAUUAUUAUAUAAUUAUGCCACGUAUUGUUGUACGAUAACUUUUUACUAUGUAGAACGCUGCAGAGUUUAAGACAUGCCUAACUAUAGGUAAACUAUCGAAUAGUCUAGUGUGCGGUUACUAAGUAUAUUUUAUAAUAUUUGUAAUAUUGUACCACCUAUUAACUAUACAUAACUAUAGUGUACGCCUGCGUUCGUUCGUUAUAUAAAUUUAUAAUAUUUUAUUAAUGUAUAAUAUAUUAUGUACACAAGUACACAAGUGCCAUCGAUACACUAUAAACGAUUGCCUAUGUAUAACAUUAGAUUGAUACGAAUACGUAUAAAUAAUAUUAUAUUAUUAUGUAAUAUGGCCAUGUCAGUGUUGCAUUUUACUGUUUUAGAUGUACGACAAAUGACGUGUUAUUAUAGACUAAUAUAAGUGUAUGCAACUAUACGAGAUCAUACACAUAGUUUUUUAAGCAAAUAUUAUGUUAUAAUAUUAUAGUACCUAUACAUAUAAUUUAUUUAAUAUAUAUUAUACAGACUGUUUUCGAUGCAUAUAUAUAUAUAUAUAUAUAGAUAUUAUACUUGUUAUUAAUCGACGGUGAAAUAAUAUAUUACCAAUGGGUUUUUUUUUUAUUAUUAUUGAAUUUGAAUCUAUAUAUAUAUAUAUAUAUAUAUAUAUUAUGUUAUUAAGCUUAAGCAUUGAUAUAUAUGUCUGGACAUUUCGUGUUAUUAUAUUAUAGUUUUAAGGUCUUGUACGGUGUACCUAUUAUAUUAUUAUAGUUCUUCAAAAAACUUACAUUUUGUCUACAACAUCAUGAUAUUAUCAUUGUAUUACGAAUUUACUCGAGACCAUUUUACUAUGUCUAUACUCAACCGAUAAAAGUUGAACAAUACUAUAUACCUCGAUUGAAAAAAUAUAUUGACCUGACAAAACA
This is a messenger RNA of Rhopalosiphum padi (bird cherry-oat aphid), 2966 nucleotides long. RefSeq names its product serine/threonine-protein kinase NIM1-like. The coding region runs from base 548 to 1885 and encodes 445 amino acids. Lineage: Eukaryota; Metazoa; Arthropoda; Insecta; Hemiptera; Aphididae. Gene Ontology annotation, biological process: intracellular signal transduction; protein phosphorylation; microtubule cytoskeleton organization. Gene Ontology annotation, molecular function: ATP binding; tau-protein kinase activity; protein serine/threonine kinase activity. The record is from RefSeq and is a predicted model, not a curated record. Gene Ontology annotation, cellular component: cytoplasm. The transcript has 9 exons.